This is a messenger RNA of Solanum lycopersicum (tomato), 789 nucleotides long. RefSeq names its product ninja-family protein AFP3-like. Gene Ontology annotation, cellular component: nucleus. The record is from RefSeq and is a predicted model, not a curated record. Lineage: Eukaryota; Viridiplantae; Streptophyta; Magnoliopsida; Solanales; Solanaceae. Gene Ontology annotation, biological process: negative regulation of DNA-templated transcription; signal transduction.
AUGGAUACUGAAAUCGAGUCGAGGAAAAGGUUAGAGGCUGAAAUGGAUUGGAGGCGAAGAAUGGUGACUGAAAUUGAAUGCAGUCUUAGAAUGGAGACUGAGAUGGAAUGGAGGCAAAUGAGUGGUCCAUUUUCUGUGACGAGGGCAGCUUCCAUGCCGCCAAUGGAGACUCAAACAGAAUGGGUGAAAAUGAGUGAUCCAUUUUCUGUUAAUAGGACGGCUUCGUUGCCUCCAAUGGAGACUGGGAUGGACUGGAAGGAAAGGAGGGACCUCCAGACACAGACGUGCGGGGACACGCAGCAGAAUAGAUGGGAUAAACUGAAGAAUGUUAUAGUUUUUGAGGAAAAUGAAGGGAAUGGAACCUCUUCUUUGCCGUCACCUGGUGGAUCUGGAUCUGUAGGAAGUUUUGGUUCAGCUGGAACUAUUGAUAGAACUUUCAUUGAAGGUGCAUCUGGUAGUUCUAAUGCGAUACCUCCAGUCAGUGGCCCAUUGGAGAAAAUGCAGCAUCUGGUAUUAGCAGCCAUUGAAGCUACUAAUGAGCAAUCACCCGACUUUUCGGGAAAAGAGGGAAUCAGAAAUUUCUUACUCAAAAUGCCUGGUGUUGCCACUAAAGGUGAUGGACCAAAUGGAAAGAAGACUGAAGGAUUUUUAUACGCGUAUAAGAGGGGAGGAGAAGUGAAGAUUGUUUGUAUUUGUCAUGGUUAUUUUCUGACACCAGCCGAAUUUGUUAAACAUGCUAGUGGAGGUGAUGUUGAAAAUCCUUUAAAUGCUUAUAACUGUCGAUCCUAA